Molecule: messenger RNA, 1651 nt
Organism: Rhodamnia argentea
Lineage: Eukaryota; Viridiplantae; Streptophyta; Magnoliopsida; Myrtales; Myrtaceae
Product: aluminum-activated malate transporter 14-like
Exons: 7
Coding region: 106-1635 (509 amino acids)
Biological process (GO): malate transport
Cellular component (GO): plant-type vacuole membrane
Source: RefSeq, a predicted model, not a curated record
CAAGUGUUCAAGAGAGGAACCGACUCUUUAAGUCUUCUCAUCGGGUUUUUGACAGAAAAAAACAGGAGAAGGUUCGCGGAUCAGUCAGGGAGUUUAAGAUCACAAAUGGCAGGGAGUUUCAGUGGAAGUCAUGAGAAAUCAAAUCUCAGAGUUUUUGCUGAGAAAGUGCUGAGAUUUACAGGGGAGAUGGGUGUUGUGACGUGGGAGAUGGGCAAAGAGUUGGGUGUCGUGAUGUGGGAGACGGGCAAAGAAGAUCCAAGAAGAGUGAUCCACUCCAUCAGAGUUGGUUUUGCUAUGACAUUGGCUUCAUCGCUGUGCCUGUUGCAAAAGGCGUCACCUUUACAAGGGAUUGGCCAAAAUGCCAUGUGGGCUGUCAUAACAGUGGUUAUUCUCCUUGAAUUCACUGCAGGAGCAACACUACGUAAAGGGCUGAACAGGGUCGUCGGGACAGUGUUAGGCAUUCUGUUCGUGCACUUUGUCGAGCAUCUUAGUGCACAUCGGCCUAUACCCAGAGCCGUGUUCAUGGGAUGGACAGUUUUUGUCAUUGGAACUGCAGCUACCUACAUGAGGUUCAUUCCCAUCAUAAAGAAGAAAUAUGAUUACGGGAUCCUCGUAUUCAUUUUGACGUUCAGUAUGAUACUAGUGUCCAACUACCAUGUUGACAAUUCAACCCGCAUGGUGCAAGACCGCUUCUACACUAUCGCAAUUGGUUGCGGGAUAUGUCUUUUCUUGAGUCUGCUCAUCCUUCCAACCUGGUCAGGUGAUGACCUCCAUGAAUCCACAAUAGCCAAGCUUGAAGGACUAGCACAAUCUGUAGAAGCCUGUGUUGGGGAGUACUUUGGCGAUGCUCAGACGAAAGAAACCCAAGACAAAUUGCCAAAGGAUUCCAUAGACCAGAACUGCAUCAAAGUGUUGGAUUCCAAGUACACUGAUGAAACUAUGGCAUUAUAUGCAAGUUGGGAGCCAAGAUACCAAGGAAACUGUUACAAAUCUCCGUGGCAGCAGUAUGUGGAGUUCGGAGUUGCUCUACGCCGAUUCGCUUACACAGUUAUGGCUUUACAUGGUUGUUUGCAUACCGAAAUCAAGACUCCACCAUCUGUACGUGCUCUCUUCAAGGAUCAGUGUACCCGUUUAGCUGGAGAGGUAUCAAAAGUGUUAGUGGAACUUGCUAAUAGCAUGAGGAAUCGCCGCCAUUUUUCUCAGGAAAUUCUCUCCGGUCAUCUCCAGGAAGCUUUGCAGGACCUCAACACCGCACUACAGUCCCAACCACAGGUUCUCUCAGACUCGAUGAACAGAAAGGACUCCAGAAUCUCUCUUAUGACAAUCUUGGAAGCCAAUUCUUCUCCAUUGCGUGAAUCGAAAACCACAAAACCUCCUGAACAGGUGUUAGGGCCACAGAGGAGUAAACUUGUUAUAGCUAGCCUCGAGUUCUCCGAGGCACUUCCUUUCGCUGCCUUUGCUUCUUUGCUAGUAGAGGCCGUGGCUAGGCUUUAUCAUGUUAUUGAGGAAGCUGGAGAAUUGGGGAGGAUAGCUCGGUUCAUGGGGUAUAAAGCGGGUGAGGACGUUGUUGUGACACUAGGAGGAAAAAAAUCGAACUUCGUUGGGAAUCAUUUCUCUCCAUCGGGAACAGAAUAGCGGAGAUUUUACUUUU